Messenger RNA from Penicillium macrosclerotiorum, 561 nucleotides. RefSeq names its product gamma-glutamylcyclotransferase family protein. Bases 1 to 561 code for a protein of 186 amino acids. NCBI's taxonomy places the organism in Eukaryota, Fungi, Ascomycota, Eurotiomycetes, Eurotiales, Aspergillaceae. The transcript has a single exon. The record is from RefSeq and is a predicted model, not a curated record.
AUGCGCAAAACACUCCCACCCCCAUCUCUCAUGGUGCGCAAGUUCAUGAACCACAGCGCCUCAGGACACGAGUCGACUCAAAGCAUGACAGCACCUCUGAACCCUUCUCAAGAAGGCUCAGCACCCGCGGAUCCCUUUGAAAGACAAUACUGCUUUUUCUACGGGACAUUAAUGGAUCCAGAAACACUUUCUCAAGUCUUGAGAACGUCAGACUCCCUUCCUAUCAUGAGCCGUGCCCGAGUGAUAGGGUAUGACAUUAAGCUCUGGGUCCCCUACCCUGACCUUAUUGAUGGCAAGCCACUCCAGCUGGUCGAUGAUAUGGUAUUCGAAAUCUUAUCAAAAACACAACUUGAUCGACUUGUGUCCUAUGAGACGGACAAAUAUCAGUUCCAGCCUUGCCUCAUCGACAUUCUCAACCAUGAUAAUAGUGUUAUAAGUACUGUUGAUGGAGUCACAUUCAUGUGGAAUGGCCAACAAGGGGAACUUCAGGAAGGAAAAUUUGACCUGAAGCAGUGGAAGAAAGAGAAAAGACUUCGAAAUCUGGAUUCACUAUCGAAUUGA